Peronospora matthiolae is the source of this 591-nucleotide messenger RNA. Lineage: Eukaryota; Oomycota; Peronosporomycetes; Peronosporales; Peronosporaceae. The record is from the annotation of a GenBank genome assembly.
AUGUCUACACGCUACGUGUCUGUACCAGAUGAAGAGGCUAAGCCUCAUCCACUUAGAGUGGAAGUGAAAAACUACUCCGGUAAGGAGGGUGAGAACCUCAUCCUCUGGAUCCGUGAGAUUGAGAUGGCCAUGAGAUCAGGCCUGAUCACACUUGAACAUCAACAGGUCUCGCUGGCUAUCUCGAAGCUCGAUGGUAGAGCUAGAGAAUGGGCCUUGACGUGUAGCACGUCGGUGGACAUAGCGUUUCCCACAUGGGAGUCGCUCAAGUCACAAUUGGCACAGGUGUUUUCUCCACCUAACCAGGCUUACCGCGUGCGUUCACGCUUUCUUUCUACCCGCCAGGGUAAGAAUGAAUUAUCGGACUAUGUCCAGGAGCUGCGAACGCUCAUGGCUGCAAUGCAGUCUGACCCUCUGCCUGAAGCAGUCCAUGUGACUAUCUUCAUGGAAGGUCUACGUACUGGCAUUGCCAGAACCGAGGUUUUUCGGGUUCACCCCUCUACGUUUAAAAAGGCUGCGAGAAUUGCUCUCAAUGCUGAGCAUAACUUCAAGUCGGCCAGACUUGGUCGAAAUGGAUACAAUCCUCGCUUGUGA